Styela clava is the source of this 2306-nucleotide messenger RNA. RefSeq lists its product as uncharacterized. The record is from RefSeq and is a predicted model, not a curated record. Lineage: Eukaryota; Metazoa; Chordata; Ascidiacea; Stolidobranchia; Styelidae. Gene Ontology annotation, biological process: regulation of transcription by RNA polymerase II; cellular response to lipopolysaccharide.
UAGUCUCACAAAACAAGUCUCUUGAGUAGCGUUAAACUGAUCUAGCAUACCUAAAGCGCACAUGACAUUAUUAGACGUAUAUUCGGAUUUACACUCAGACGAUACUACUAUGGAAUAUACAACCGAAAAACAAGAAAGUCUUGAAGAAAGAUGUCUAGCUAUCAAUGAACUUGACCACAAUCAGAACAAAAAAGUGUCGGAAAAAAUUCCAGUUGAAAGUUACGAGGCAUCGAUAACAAGUAUCAAUCUUGCAGAAUCACAACUGGAAUUACAAAGAGCAAUAGCGGCGUCAAGACGUCAACACAACGCACAAACUACCUCUCGAUGUCGGAAAGCCCAGUCACAAAAAAUACGACUUCCCGCGUCAGAUAAAAGGAAACUGUCAUGCUCGGAAAUUCCUCGCAGAGAUGCCUCAGAAACAACGGAUACCUCACAACAUUCUUCGAAAAGUUACCCCUCAUCGUUCACAUCUUCUGAUGCUUGUAACGCUAGAGUUGUUCCGUCAUCAAACGAAACGAACAUGGAUGUUUUUGAAGAAUUACGACUAGCAAGAGAAACAAUCGCCCGUUUAGAAAACAGAGUCGAUAAAUUAGAAAAAGAACGAUCAGAGUUGAGAGAAGCAAAUCAGAUGUGGGCACAAUAUGCUGCUGAAUUGAAAUCACAACACGUACGGGCUUUUCGAAGCGCCAGUGCCGACGACAUCCGAGGUCACACUUUACCAAAAGAUAUUUCUGAAAGCGAGAGUUUAAAUGAAGUUGUUGAAAACAGACGAAGUCACCAGGAAUCUGUAAUGUCUCGUAAAUCGGAAGGAGAUUUAGAAUUAUCUUGUAUUCAUCCGAGAGCACACAGCGAUUCUCACAUCUUGGAAAGUUUGCGAUCGAAAGUCUCCCUACUAACCCAACAGGUAAAAAUAUAUAAGGACGAUUUCACUUUAGAAAGACGUGAUCGAGUGCGGUCAGUAAUGGAAGCAAAACGGUUACAAAAAGAAGUCGCAAAGUUGAAAGGAGCACUAACAAAACAAAAACAACACGCAAUUAAAGAACAAUUUUUAACUUGUGAAGAUUUCGAUUAUUUGAAUCAUUGAAGAAAUCUUGCUAGAUACACGGUGAAAAUCUGGUCACAGUCGCUAUCGAAAAAAAAACUAUAUUUGUUCCUACCCAGAUUUUUUCUGUGUUCCCAUGUGAAUGUUUUAACAUAUAUUUACUUUUAAACCUCGAUAUCUCCUGUGUAGACAAAUAUUUUAUUUUUAGUAUCACUGUAACUAAGACUUCAAAUAACUAGUGUUAUUAUUAUGAGUGUGUGAUAACAAUUAAUUCCCCAAUGUAGCAAAAUUAUGACAAUUUAUUUUGAGGAAGUAUAUAUAAAAAGAGCUAUUGUAUAUGUAGGACAAAACAAAUUUGAUAUUUUGUUUGAUUAAUUUGCAUGCUGGAUAUUUUAGAACUAAUUUUUUGCUUGCUUAUUUAUGCCUGUUGCAAAUUUGUGCAAUUGUAUUUUCCUAAAAAAGACAUUGCUAGUUCUGCUAUUCCUCCUCGAAUUUCGGUCUCUCGUGAUUAAGCAUUGAUCACACCUAUGAGGCGAGAGCUUUGAUUUUGCUAUUUUCUCAGUCAAGUUGCUAUAUUCGUUUGUUUAUGAGCAGAUAAACGGGCAAUCAAUAAUAAACAGGUAACCAUGGGUAUGACCAGAGAGAAAAAUCACUACAAAUGUCGAAAAAUCAACAUAUUUUGUUCGUUUUUGCUAAUUGGAAUAUUGAUUUAGGUUAUUUUCCCCUGUACUUGUAAUAUGACACGUUUUAUGCGAUUCUUUUUUAUUUAUUACUAUUCCAGUUUUGUUAAAUUAAAUUGAUGGAAUUUUGAGGCAAUCAUAUUAUUCGGUGCUGCUCAAUUUACGUUUUUGUAAUCGUUCUAUGUAUAAAUGAACGUUUUUCUAGUGUGAAAAUUUUUGAACGUGUUUGACCAUUUUCUUAUUUGCUCCGGCUCCGUUUGUGUUUUAUAUCCCCGGACAAGCAUGGUCGGAACAAGAUUGUACUUAUACUAUUACAAUUUUAUCAAGUGCCAUAUCUGGCUGGGGAUAUAGUUAUUGUAAUACAUUAUUUUGACUUUUAAGUUUUAAUUGGGGAAAUUUUCCACGUGUUUUAGUGACGUCAUGAUAUCUAUGCACGGAAAUGUCAUUUUCGAGUCAUUUUUUUUCUUUAUUUUAGAAUUUGUAACUUUCCACCAAUAGCCAGUUCUAUGUUGUCAUUUGGAUAAAUUUCCGACAUAUUUUAUAUUUGACAUAUAAAAAGAAUAAAUUAAUAUAUUGCGAUGCCA